CCACAUUUCAGCUGAUUUGUUGAAAUGACAUUUCAGUUGACUACAUCUUGCAGGGUCUUAAUUUCUCAAUUUUGGAGAUCUGUGAAAUUGACUAAUCAACAAUGGAUUUUCUGGCCAGAAGGAAGUUAUGUUUGUAAAUCAGUAUGUUUUGUGUUGUAAAGCCACAUUCAUUUUCGUACUUACAUACAAGCACAUACAAGAUACAAGCAAAAUUUGAGGAUAUCACAGGUCAAGGUCAUCGUGAUCACGUGAUCCAUCGAACAUGUGAUUAAUCGUGGUUUAUGUAUAGUGGUCCAUGUUUUAAAUUCUAAAAACAAUGCAAAUUCAAGAAUUCAAGUGAAUCAUUCAACUGAUAACUCAUCUUACUGCUAUUUUUAUGAGGAUAUAGUGGUUCAAUUUUCUAGGAGCUUAGGGUAGGCAUCGAGCUCUAAAUUACAAUGCAGUUUUUAUUGAAAAUAGUCAGUUGGAAAGGUAUUGCCAGUACGGUAGUGGUUGGCUCUAUAAUAUACGGCUUGAAGAAGUACUUUGGAGGUGGUGUUUGCUACUGUAGCACAAGAUUAGAUGGUCAAGUUGUUGUCAUUACUGGUGGAAAUUCUGGCAUUGGAAGAGCUUUAUCUGUAGAAUUAGUGAAUAGAGGAGCUACUGUUGUUUUGGCUUGCAGAAGCAUCGAAAAGGGCCUUGAGACAAAAACACAUAUUUUGUCAAAGAAUAGAAAAGCAAAAGUAUUUGUUAAACACUUGGACUUGUGUAGUUUUUCCAGUGUUGUUAAAUUCUGUGAUACAUUGAACUUGGAAUUUAGUGAGAUAUAUGGCUUGGUGAAUAAUGCUGGAGUCUUUUAUCAUCCACAUGGUACAACAGAGGAUGGUUUUGAGGUUACUCUACAAACUAAUUAUUUAGGCCCUUUUAUCCUAACUCAUCAUUUACUUAAGUUAUUGAAGCAGUCCAUUCAUGCUAGGGUUGUUAAUGUUGUUUCUGAUGAACAUAGAAGAGUGAGCAUUAACCAAUUGAUAGCAAUUACUAAAAAUCAGGCUGAUUUCAAAGGGCAUUUUGUCCAUUAUGGUGCUUCUAAGUUGGCAUUAGUCCUGUUUACAAGAGAGCUGGCAAGAAAAUUGCAGAACACAAACGUUAUAGUGAAUUCGGUCGAUCCAGGCAACGUAGAAACUGCGAUCUACCGCAACUUUUUCCCAUUGAGCAAUCCUUUGCUGUACGCUCUCCAGUGGAUUAUACGGGUGGUUGUCGUGAAGACUCCGACCGAGGGUUGUCAGACGCUGUUGCACGCAUUGCUUACACCGAACAGAACUACAGGCCAGUACUACUCUGAUUGCAAAUUGGCAUUAUCCAGCCCGAUCGCCGCAGACGAACGCAUUUGCAGGGAGUACUAUCAACUGACGCUGGAAGUGCUAUCCAAUUGGUUUACUACUGAGUCUGAGUGCUAAGUUUGAGACAAUGAUGAAGCAGUGGACGUCUCCUGAAAACAAAAUCAAGAAGGAGGUUUUAGUCCCAGGAAAAUUUGGUAACAAACCUUCUGAAUGGUGUGAAUGUACCAUUACCAUCACAGAAUGUCCCCAAUUACAAAAUAUCAAUAAAGUAGUGAGAGUAGGCGAUAGUGACGGCGAACUCUGGGGUGCCAUAGACAUAGGACUGAUGACUAUGUUCGAUAAAGAAAAAGCAAAGUUUAUAAUAGAUGUCAAUGGUACUCAAGUACCACUGAUUUUGGAGUUGCACAGUUUCAAAACUAACGGAUUGAUAUACGAGUGGGAUGCUUCUAAAAAAUAUGAAAUAGCAGUCCACCAUAAAGAGAAAGGAAACGAGUUUUUCGCCCAAAAUAAUAACAGAGACGCUGCAUUUAGAUUCACGAAAGCAUUGAAAAUCAUUUCAUUGGUUCCCAUAGAUGUAGAGGAACCCCCUGAAGAAAUCGACGGCGUCACCAUUGAAAACAUCAAUCGUCUCAAGGCGACAUUGUUCAAUAACCUUUCCACAUGCUACUUCAGGAAUCAAAUAUGGAGUAUGGUUAUAGACAUGUGCAAUAAGGUACUAUCAUAUGAUACAAAUAAUGUAAAAGCACUUUAUAAACUUGGUGUCGCCUAUGAGAAUGAUAGGAACUUUGAGAAAGCUUAUGAGGCUCUUACAAAGGCCUUGAAGUUAGAUCCUGGCAACAAGGCUAGUGCUGAACAUUUGGUAAAUAUUAAGGAGGAGUUAAAGAAGGCUGAAAAUAGGGUAAAUAAUAUGAUGAAAAAGAUGUUUGUUGGUGCGUUACAGAAUUAGUUUUAGUUUUUUUUAAUAAAUAGUGUUAAUGUUUCAGACUGUUUUGUUAAUGAAGUAUUAGUUUAUUAUUAGUACAUAAUAUUCAACUUUGUCGUUUCUUGUUUCCUAAGAGAUAUAUUAAUAGGCGAGUGUCGAGCCACCACGAUCCACUUAAGAAGGAAUUGUAUCCAAAACUCAAACAUUUGAAUUUGAUUUAUUCUUCAGAUGUGACAUUGAUCUUUGAUUUUAAUACUCAUUCGGAAUUAACCCGUUCUUGCGAUUGCCCGUAUCCAAAAAGGUGCUUUAAUUUGAAUAACAAAAGCCGACUUUGAUAUAACCUUGAAGGUGAGGCCGAAGGUCAAAUCCAAGGUCACCAUAAUAUUCCUUGUUCAAAGUUAGUAUAGAUCUGACCAUGACCUUUUUUCAAAAAUACUGUUACUAUCGUAGAAUCAGACAACAGUGAGAAUGGGUGAAGGAUCCUGAUGUGUGCGAUAAACGUUUAUGCUGUAUGGGCUUUUAUCCACGUAAAAGCGCUCAAAAGGUGAGUGUAGGCUGAGUCGCUUAGCAAAAAUGUGUUUAGAUCCCUGAUGUUCCACCCCCACUCAUCAGUUGCCAUAAGAUCGUUCCUCCCGUCUUUUUGCUAAUCGAAAGUUGCCAGGAAUGAAAAAUCUCUUUAUAUAGGAUUUUUAGGUAUUUUUGAGACCUACAAAAUGAGGCUACACGUAAAAAGAUCCGACUAAUACCAAAAAAGUUAUGACCGAAAACCGAGGCAAACUGCAGGUUUUGGCACUUGUAGGUAAUGCGACGAUGGUUUCUUGCAGAUGCUUGAAAUUCUUCAAAUUCGCACUUCUAAAUAACCACAACAAAAUUUUAUAGAUUGGUAUAGUAGUUUUUUAGAAUUUCUAAUUGUUUAUCCCAAAACACCUGAUUUCCGGCCAUCAUUACUAGUUUAUUGAGCAAUAUGCAGGGUUAGUUCAAAGGGCAUUUUAAGGCAAAAUACACUAGUUUACCUUGCCGAUAUGAAUCGCAAACCAUUCCGGAAGAUAAAUGUUAUUUUUAUGCAAAAAAUGUGUUACGUUUUUUCUUCUAAACAAAUUCAAACAUUUCGUAUUUGUGAGUAAUUCGCAACAAAAGAUGUUAGAUACAUCCGUUUUGUUUUAAACUAUGUAUAGUAACGUAUGUUUUUCGAAUAUCGUAGCGCAUUUGUUCAAU
Messenger RNA from Acanthoscelides obtectus, 3456 nucleotides. The record is from the annotation of a GenBank genome assembly. Lineage: Eukaryota; Metazoa; Arthropoda; Insecta; Coleoptera; Chrysomelidae.